Molecule: messenger RNA, 1903 nt
Organism: Panthera uncia (snow leopard)
Lineage: Eukaryota; Metazoa; Chordata; Mammalia; Carnivora; Felidae
Gene: PSMC6
Product: proteasome 26S subunit, ATPase 6
Exons: 14
Coding region: 17-1228 (403 amino acids)
Biological process (GO): positive regulation of RNA polymerase II transcription preinitiation complex assembly
Cellular component (GO): proteasome regulatory particle, base subcomplex; cytosolic proteasome complex
Molecular function (GO): proteasome-activating activity; ATP binding; ATP hydrolysis activity
Source: RefSeq, a predicted model, not a curated record
CCCCGCCCGGGCGGCCAUGGCCAUUCCCGGCAUCCCCUAUGAGCGACGGCUUCUCAUCAUGGCGGACCCUAGAGAUAAGGCGCUUCAGGACUACCGCAAGAAGCUGCUGGAGCACAAGGAGAUCGACGGCCGUCUCAAGGAGUUAAGGGAACAAUUAAAAGAACUUACCAAGCAGUAUGAAAAGUCUGAAAAUGAUCUGAAGGCCCUACAAAGUGUUGGGCAGAUUGUAGGUGAAGUACUUAAGCAACUAACUGAAGAAAAAUUCAUUGUUAAAGCCACAAAUGGACCACGAUAUGUUGUGGGUUGUCGUCGACAGCUUGACAAAAGUAAGCUGAAGCCAGGAACAAGAGUUGCUUUGGAUAUGACUACACUAACUAUCAUGAGAUAUUUGCCAAGAGAGGUGGAUCCACUGGUCUACAACAUGUCUCAUGAGGACCCUGGGAAUGUUUCUUAUUCUGAGAUUGGAGGACUAUCAGAACAGAUUCGGGAAUUGAGAGAGGUGAUAGAAUUACCUCUUACAAACCCAGAAUUAUUCCAGCGUGUGGGAAUAAUACCUCCAAAAGGCUGUUUGUUAUAUGGACCACCAGGUACAGGAAAAACACUUUUGGCAAGAGCUGUUGCUAGCCAGCUGGACUGCAAUUUCUUAAAGGUUGUAUCUAGUUCUAUUGUAGACAAGUACAUUGGUGAAAGUGCUCGUUUGAUCAGAGAAAUGUUUAAUUAUGCCAGGGAUCAUCAACCAUGCAUCAUUUUUAUGGAUGAAAUAGAUGCUAUUGGUGGUCGUCGGUUUUCUGAGGGUACUUCAGCUGAUAGAGAGAUUCAGAGAACUUUAAUGGAGUUACUGAAUCAAAUGGAUGGAUUUGAUACUCUACAUAGAGUUAAAAUGAUCAUGGCUACAAACAGACCGGAUACACUGGAUCCUGCUUUGCUUCGUCCAGGAAGAUUAGAUAGAAAAAUACAUAUUGAUUUACCAAAUGAACAAGCAAGAUUAGAUAUAUUGAAAAUCCAUGCAGGUCCCAUUACAAAGCAUGGUGAAAUAGAUUAUGAAGCAAUUGUGAAGCUUUCAGAUGGCUUUAAUGGAGCAGACCUGAGAAAUGUUUGUACUGAAGCAGGUAUGUUUGCAAUUCGUGCUGAUCAUGAUUUUGUAGUACAGGAAGACUUCAUGAAAGCAGUCAGAAAAGUGGCUGAUUCUAAGAAGCUAGAGUCUAAAUUGGACUACAAACCUGUGUAAUUUACUGGAAGGUUUUUGAUGACUGCAUGACAGAUCCUGGCUUAAUGUAAAAAUAAAGUUAAGGAAAAUAAUGUAUGUAUUGGCAAUGAUCUCAUUAAAAGCAUAUGAAUAAAAAUAUGUAUGGAUAACACUGUAAAAAUUAGUAAUUGAGUAAUUCUACUUUUAAGAUUGGUACAGAAGAAAUUUGUAUGUUUGUUAAUAUUGCAUUUAUUGCAGCAAAAGUUAUGAGUAUGUUGAAGCUUUUCGUAUUUGCUGUGUGACCAUUUUUGUAAAACAUUGAAAGUAGUUUGAAAUCGUAGUAUGAGAGCAUUUCUUAUGACUUAUAUCAUUUGUUUUCCUCAUUUUAAAAAGUUGAAUAAAAUCUGUUUUAGUUCUCCUACAUAUAUUUUUGUCUUUUUAAAGAUUACAUUUAUGAUGGUCCUUUUAGUAAAUUAUUUAAUAAUCAAAAUGAAUUCUAUUUAGAUUACAGGCUUUUGAAUUUUAAAACCAUACACACACUCAGUGUUCCUAACAGCGUCUUGUUAUAUAAAGCAUAGAUGUGUAUAUCUAUAUUGAUAAUGGAAGGUCUUUAUUCACUCUUCACCUAUGAUUAGACGGUAUGAUAGCUAAUUGAAAUAGUACAUGCGUGUCCAUAACCAUUUUUUAGAUUGAUUAAAAGUAAUAUUUGCUAACAAA